Molecule: messenger RNA, 1685 nt
Organism: Prunus persica (peach)
Lineage: Eukaryota; Viridiplantae; Streptophyta; Magnoliopsida; Rosales; Rosaceae
Exons: 1
Coding region: 582-1145 (187 amino acids)
Source: RefSeq, a predicted model, not a curated record
UUUCCUUAUCAUACAUAUGAAUUGAAAUAAAGGAUUCAUGAUUUUCUAGCCCUUUAAAUAAGUUUUUAUUGCGCCAACGGGUCCAGCUCAAUGAAAAAAGGCUUUAACUUGUAUACUAAAGGUUUCAAAUUCGAACCCUCAUAACAUCUUAAUUGUGUGUGUGUACGUGAGAAACCUCCAUCUCCUUGUUAGUUUAGACUAUAAUUUAUACAAAAAAAAAAUAAUUUCAAUUGUUGCUGCAACAAUAAGAGCCCACCACCCAAAAAAAAGGAAAAAAUAAAAUAAAAAGUCAAGUACAAUUCUUAAUGGAAAGUGAAAGCAGAAAGGGGCAAUUAGCUUUUGAUAAAUAUCUUGCUUUCACAUACUCAUUAAUUACUGAAAAUUACUUGUUCAUAGAAUCAUAGUCCACAUACAUUUUCUCUCAUCCCUAGAGAGAUAACAGGGAGUAAUAUAAAAUCACAACAGAGGCCCAAGAAUUCUUCAAACCCAAUUUCAAAACUUUCGUAUCUCUCAGAACUCUAAUUCACUUCAACUCUAUUUCCACUAGUUCUUUGUCAUUGCUCCCUUAUUUCUCUCAUCUCAUGGCACCACCAAACAGAGAAAACCAAAUGGGUUCAUACUCUAACACCAGCAUUGUCCAAAAGCCACCCAGGCUUUCCAUGGGAAGCCUUCAAAGAACCAUUUCUGACAUUUCAGAUGAACUAAGCAGCAGCUCCAAAGAAGCCAUUCAUGCCAUGCAGCUUCCAACUAUCUCUGAGGUUGAGGAUGCCAAGUGUGAGUGCUGUGGCAUGUGUGAGGAGUGCACCAACGAGUACAUCAAUCGCGUGCGAAACCAGUAUUCGGGGAAGCUGAUUUGUGGGUUGUGUGCAGAAGCUGUGAAGGAAGAGAUGGAGAAGAAUGGAGGCAAAAGAGAAGAGGCUGUCAAUGAGCAUUUCAGUGAUUGUGUCAAGUUCAAUAGGCUUGGCAGGGCAUACCCUGUUUUGUACCAGGCGGAGGCCAUCAAAGAGAUCUUGAAAAAGAGUUCAAAAAUUAGGGCCAAGUCUACAGGUCCUAGAGAUAAGAGUGUUAAAAAGAAUAAUACCAUCACAAGGAGCUCCAGCUGCAUUCCUGCAAUUAAUCGAGAAGAACUGAGCCCUAAACCCUGAACUCUAAACCCGAAACUUUUAUAACUAGAUGGUUUGAUUACUCAGCUUCCAACUCUAGGACCUAGCUAAUAAGCUACCUUUAGCCAAAUGUCUGGUUUCUUCUUUCUCCAUAUAAAUUGAGCAUGGUCAUGUUUCUUAUGGUGUCAAUUAAUCAAAUAAGUAAGCCAAUGUACUUGAAGUCCAUUAUACUAUAUUGCAUGUCUCAAUCACAAGGACAAUUACACCUGCUAACAGUUAUCAACAGAUAAUUCAUAAUUUGACAUAUAAAUAUAAUAGCAGUUCUCAAUUUAGUGGCACUUCUCUUUCCAAUCUUAAAAGAUUUUUCAAAUUUCAAUUCUCUCGCCGCAAUGAUAAAAAAAAAAUAAAAAAAUUGCAGUAACGUAGCAUAAGAUUUGGUAUAGCCAAUCAAAACAAGACGUUAACCCUCGAAAUUAGUCUAAGUGGUGAGGAGAGGUAGGAUGAAUUCUCUCCCCAAAAAUUGAUCACAAGCAACAUGGUGUUAUGUUUAAUUCUUAAAUAACAAAAACGCCCUCAACUAAA